This is a messenger RNA of Nicrophorus vespilloides, 1327 nucleotides long. RefSeq names its product testis-specific serine/threonine-protein kinase 1-like. The record is from RefSeq and is a predicted model, not a curated record. Gene Ontology annotation, cellular component: cytoplasm. Bases 376 to 1284 code for a protein of 302 amino acids. Gene Ontology annotation, molecular function: tau-protein kinase activity; protein serine/threonine kinase activity; ATP binding. Lineage: Eukaryota; Metazoa; Arthropoda; Insecta; Coleoptera; Silphidae. Gene Ontology annotation, biological process: intracellular signal transduction; protein phosphorylation; microtubule cytoskeleton organization. The transcript is spliced from 6 exons.
UCAUGCAGAUGCGAAUAAAUAAACUCAAGUAAUUGCAUAAUUAAGGCACAUUAAGAUCAGGUUAAUUAAAGAAUUACAACGAUUGUUUGCAAAUCAAGCAAUCUUUGAUAUUGUUUGUUGUCAUUAUUUCAAAUUUGAAUAGUUAUGAGAAUUUUGUUUUUCUUCUGACGCGUGGAAAAUGUCAGCCUGUCUCGCAAGAAAUCAAGAAAUUCGUAGUCCCUUUCCGGUUUAAAUCAAUAAUCCGCGUUUCCCGCACCAAAAAAAAAUAAACAAAUAAACGCAAUUGAACAAGAAAUACGCACGCACCAGUAAAUCCAAGGAAUCGCGCCUAGUGUAAUUUUGCAAGUUAAUUGUAAUUGAGAAGUGAACUGAAACAUGUCAAAAUUCAACAAGAAAAUGAGGUACGGCAGUGAGCACGGGACUCACCGUGAGAUUCUUCGCAACAUGGGAUACACACUUGGGAAGACUAUCGGGGAAGGGACUUACAGCAAGGUGUGCGUGGCUAACCUCUUCACGGAGGAAAUCAACGCGAAGGUGGCUUGCAAGAUCAUUCACAAGAAGAUGGCAGGAAGCGAAUUCAUCAAAAAGUUUCUGCCACGAGAACUCAGAAUUAUAAAAAAUCUGCAACAUCCGAACAUCGUGCGCGUCUUCAACAUCAUCGACCUGCACGACGCUAUAUACAUAAUCAUGGAUUAUUGUCGCAACGGGGAUCUUCUGGAGUUCAUACGAGAGUCGGGGCCGUUGGAUGAAGAGCUUUCUCGUAUUUUCUUUAGGCAAAUCGUAGAUGCAGUUGAUUAUUUGCACGACUUGGAGAUAGCACAUCGCGAUUUAAAGUGCGAGAACAUCUUAAUCUCCAACAACAACGUGAUCAAAUUGGGUGACUUUGGUUUCGCAAGAUGCUGCGUAGAUGGGAACGGAGAUUGCCUUCUCUCUGAUACUUUCUGCGGAUCCGCAGCUUAUGCAGCGCCCGAAAUCAUUCAAGGUAUACCUUAUUAUCCAAAGAUGUACGACAUCUGGGCUUUGGGUUGUAUCCUUUACAUAAUGAUAUCUGCAACCAUGCCUUUCGAUGAUUCCAACGUUAAAAAGAUGCUUCGGAUCCAGCUGAACCGAUCGCUGUGCAUGGCCGCCUUUAAAAACUGGAAGAAACACUGCAUCCAUUUGAAGAAUCUCAUCGCGUGUCUUUUGGAGCCGGACGUUGCUCGGAGAGCAACGAUAAGGCAGGUGGUAAAUUGCAUGUGGCUGCAGGAGAAGUGCAACAAGCUGACCCAUCCUUGCGAUUACUAGUAUUCCUUUAACUUUGUCUGUGUUCGUUACUCUGUGAUAGUUU